Oncorhynchus tshawytscha (Chinook salmon) is the source of this 7224-nucleotide messenger RNA. RefSeq names its product zinc finger protein 106a (gene znf106a). Gene Ontology annotation, molecular function: RNA binding; zinc ion binding; SH3 domain binding. NCBI's taxonomy places the organism in Eukaryota, Metazoa, Chordata, Actinopteri, Salmoniformes, Salmonidae. Gene Ontology annotation, cellular component: cytosol; membrane. The coding region runs from base 193 to 6507 and encodes 2104 amino acids. The transcript is spliced from 20 exons. The record is from RefSeq and is a predicted model, not a curated record.
UUGUCUCAUUGUUCUAUCUGUGGUAAAAACCUUUUUGGCUUCGCGUCUUCACGGCCCGGUCCACAUCUGGGAGGGUCAACCGGGUCGAUGCAGCGACAAGACGGGAAGUGGAUGAACUUGCGCCACUAAACGAGAUAUUUUCACAGUACGUAAUGGCCUGAUUUUUUUUGAAACCCAUCACCAAUAUCCAACAUGGGGAGAGAAAGGAAGUGUAUUCUCUGUCAGAUCGUUUACAGCUCCAAACAGGAGAUGGAUGAGCAUAUGAAGAGUAUGCUGCAUCAUCGGGAACUGGAGAACCUUAAGGGCCGGGACUGUGGCCACGAGUGCCCGGUGUGCCGGGUGACCGUGGUGAGUCUAACGGACUACGCCAACCACAUAUCCAGCAGGGUGCACAAGCAGCGCGUGGAGACGGCGGAACGCGAGGGUGCCGGGAACGACCAGGAAGAGGAGUACUUCGACAAGGAUCUGAUCAAACUGAUCGAGACCCGGAAGGAAGUGAUCAGGAGGGAGGAGGAGGCUGCAGCAAAGCGUGCCAGAGAGGAGGAGGCGCAGAGGAGAGAGGAAGAGGAGAGUAGGAAACGGCAGCAACAGAUCCAGAAGUGGAGUGACGCACGGCAGUACUUCUGCCAGAAGGGGGCGUUGUGGGACUGGAGAUACCCCAACAAAACCCCUCCAACACCACCACCACCACCACCUCGAAAAUGCAAGGGGCCCGCCUGGCAGGAGCAAGGGGGCUGGGACUGCAGCUCUACCCCCGCCGGGUGUCGAGGUCCCUGGGAGACCCAGGAGGACAUCAGGUUCAACUGGUACGACAGGAAACAGGGCCGCAGUGCCACCUGGCACGCCCAGGAACCACCCAACGUCUACAAGUGGAGCGCCGGACAGAGAGGCAGUGGCAGCCUGCACAGCAGGGAGGGAACCAAUAAAAGAUGGCAGCAGGAGGAGUAUCUCCACCCCCCAGCACAGCAGCAGAGCGGAGGGAGGGAACCCUGGCAGCAGAACAGCGGAGGAGGAGGUGCUACCGGUCUAUACGGCAGCAGCAGAGGGGGUCACGGACUUCCUGGUGUGCUCGCUGACCGUGUCAUGACGGAAGGGCCGAGCAGCACGGAGUCUCUUCACAGGAUGGACUUCACCAGCGACCAGCUGGAUCCGGUCGGGUCCUUCGACCAGCUACACAGAUUCGCUCACUUCGAACCGCAGGAUGACUGCCAGAAGGGUGGACACCAGAACAUGGCCCAGGAAGGGCCAGCCGGUGGAGCAGAACAUGAUCGUAAAAGUGGCAUGGGGCCCAAGGCGUUCGGUAGUAAUCCUAAACUCGACAAGGCCUGUCGCUGGUCCCCUUAUCCGUCCCAUAAGGAGACUCACCCUCAUCCUCACCCCUCAGAGAAGCACCCAAAGGGUCCUCCUCCUCCCCCAACCUUCCAGACCCCCCAGACCCCCUUGGGCCAGGGCAGAGAUGUGGAUCUGAGGCCCAGACGUGACAUAACGCUGGACCUCCACCGCUCCUCGGGUCUGAAGCCGACUCAAUCCAGACAGGACCUGCGAGCAGGCCAGCAGAGAGCAGCCCAGCAGCAGAGGUCUCCUGAUCAUAGUGUAGAAGGGAGGGAACCCAGGAAGCUUAGAGACAUCUCUACAAGGAUCAGUAGCAGUGAUAACAGCAAUAGUUUGAGGACAGACAGACAAACCUCCUCAUCUUCCUCUGGGACCACCUCCACCAGACGGAGGGCAGCUAAACCAUCAGAGUGCCUUGAGAAAGGCCUGUCCUCCUCUUCGACUACCAGCCUCAAGACCCACCUGGGUAGGGCCUCCAGCCCCACCCUCAACCUAACUUCCAGCCCCAAGACCCACCUCAGUAGGGCCUCCAGCCCCAGCCCCACCCUAACUUCCAGCCCCAAGACCCACCUCAGUAGGGCCUCCAGCCCCACCCUCAAUCUAACCCCCAGCCCCAAGACCCACCUCAGUAGGGCCUCCAGCCCUAGCCCCUCUACCACCCCCAGGACCCAGCUGAGCCGAGCCUCCAGCCAGGACUCGGACCAGCCUAGGUUGUCCAGACACAGAAGCCAGGAUUUGGGGAGGAGGCAGGGAUCAAAAUCCCCCCAGCAGGACCAGGAGCAGCUGCUGACCGAGAUGCUGAGGAGAGCCAAGGAGACACUGCUAGACCAGAGGAGCUCCGUGGACCUGUCUGCUGUUAACAACAGGGCCGAGGCACAGAAGGCAGUGUCCAACGACCAUAGGAUGGAGAAAAAGGAGAGGAAGAUGGUGCUACACAUCGAGGAACAACAACAGGUGGAGAGCUCUGCUGGCGUUACGGUCGCAGACGACAACAGACAGAAGAGAGGGAAGUCGUCUAGACAGACCAGACAGGACAGAGCUAGCAGCAGAGCUAACCCAGCUGAGGACAGAGCUAGCAGCAGAGCUAACCCAGCUGAGGACAGAGCUAGCAGCAGAGCUAACCCAGCUGAGGACAGAGCUAGCAGCAGAGCUAACCCAGCUGAGGACAGAGCUAGCAGCAGAGCUAACCCAGCUGAGGACAGAGCUAGCAGCAGAGCUAACCCAGCUGAGGACAGAGCUAGCAGAGCUAACCCAGCUGAGGACAGAGCUAGCAGCAGAGCUAACCCAGCUGAGGACAGAGCUAGCAGCAGAGCUAACCCAGCUGAGGACAGAGCUAGCAGCAGAGCUAACCCAGCUGAGGACAGAGCUAGCAGCAGAGCUAACCCAGCUGAGGACAGAGCUAGCAGCAGAGCUAACCCAGCUGAGGACAGAGCUAGCAGCAGAGCUAACCCAGCUGAGGACAGAGCUGCUGCUACUGAGCCUUUAGAGACCAUGAUGGAGUUUGUGACGUCUCCCUCAGACGACCACCUAUCUGUUCAGUCUGUCCAGGUCAGCACUUCCACCAUGGAGUCCCCAGGGGGGGCUGUGCUCUCUCUCUCUCCCAGGGAGGAGGCGGUGGGGGAGAGGGAGGAGGCGAGGGGCCUGGUGGCUGGAGAGGAGGCCAUGGAAGUAGCAGACGCAGGGCUAUGGUCAGACAGUGACCCCUUGAGAACCAUCGAUCCUAACCUUGACCUCCACACGACCUCUGACCCCUCCCCAGGCUCCACCCAGACCAAACCCACCCUGCCCCUCGGCCUAAAGAGGGACCUCACCCGACACAUCGGCUCCAAGACCAAGAGCGGCAGCCACGAGCCCAAUCUGAACAUCGCCCGGCGGAUCAGGAACGUGAGCGGGACGAGGAGAGGGGAUGCGGAGAAGGAUUUGGGGCUGAAGCCAACGUUAAGACAGCUCAUCAGUUCGUCGGGGUCACGACGCUGUGUCAACUGGGACCAGGUGUACCAGGAAGUCCACAGGAAGAAGCAGCAGCAGGGGAAAGGCAUGCCCAGGUUUGGUAUCGAGAUGGUGUCCUGUGACCAGGAGGGGGAAGAGGUUCCUCUGGCCGAGGGGUUUCAGUGGGAGACCCUCUUCGGCCUCGGAGACUCUGGACCCGCCUUCGCCCCAGUGACUCCUCGCAAGCGCAGCCUCUCGGAGAGUAGCGUGGCUCCAGACCGCUCGACCGCCAACCUCUCCUCUCUCUUCGGGGGUCAGACCCCUGGUCAAGCGAUGCCAGGAGAUGGGGCUGGAAGGGAAGUCAGAUGCAGCUCAGACCAGCAAAGCUCCUCGUUCUUCAGAAACCUCCAGCAGCCUAAAGUGGAGGCGACACCGUGUGAAGACAGCGCACAGAGAGAAGUACAGGGGCCACUACCAGAGGGGCCCCCAGGGGUCGAGCCGAGACCUGACUCCGUGAUAGGGGACAGCAGCUCGGGGACGGAGCAGACCGACACGCAGGGAGCCAGGAUGAAACGACGUGCAGCUGGGGACAUUGCAUGUCCUGAAAUCCCUCAUUCAGAGAGGAAGAGUAAAAGAAUGAAGGUCAAGUCCAAAAAAGAGCGUCUACAGGUGGACCAUCUCCUUGCUGUGUCUCUGAGAGAGGAGGAUCUGAGCCGGUCUCUACAAGGGGUCGACAACAGCCUGAUCCAGGCCAGGGCUGCUCUACAGGCUGCCUACAUGGAGGUCCAGCGCCUCCUAGUGGUCAAACAGCAGGUUUCCAUGGAGAUGAGUACUCUCAGAAGGAAGCGUAUUGAGUUGCUCCAAGGGAUACAAGGUGGUGUUGAGAGCCUUUCCCUGCCCAGAGUGAAGAGCUGUGAAGAGGAGAUGCCUUUAGAGAUGCCCCCCUCCCUGCUGUCGCCUCUAACAGAACCCCCUGUCGCCAGUCCCAACCAGGUUCCCCUCUACCUCCCCCUGCUCCACACCCCCUCCCUGUCCCCUAGCCACCAGACCCACCCCCAGCCUAUCACACAGUCAGUAGUUAUCAAGCAGGAGCCCCUGUCCCCUGGUAGGGUGACUACUAAGACGGAGGAUGCGGAGAGCGCAGUGACCGUUCACCACGGCUCUCACAGCACCACGUCAGAUCCCACGCCCACGCCCAUCCCUACAGCCCCUCAUGCAGAUUGUGCCGCCAGCUGCCAACCGGUCCGAGGGAGGAAGUCUGAGCGUCACCGAGUCAGUAGAGAGCUCUCUCAAGAGGGCAGCAGUCUACCCGUAGGAGCAUGUGUAGAAUGGAAGGACCCCUCGGCAGGUUCACCAGGCCCGGUCCAGUCGGGAGAGAGGGGUGUUCAGGUUACCACAGCAAACAGGGGUAACUUCAAGCCCCACCCAGCCCCACUGUCAGGCCCAUCCAGCCGCAAGGGCUCCAGAGCUGGGAUCCAGGACCUAGAAACCUCCCCCGUCCUUCCUCUGUCCCUCGCUCCGUCCAACGCGCCGCCUCAGGCGGAGGUGAAGACCAUAAAGCGCGUGAGGAAGUUGAAGAAGAAGAGGGUGCUGAGGAAGGCCAAGGGGGAGGAGCAACAGCUUGACAACAGCGACACAGAACUGGAGGCGGAGACUACCUUCUCCCGACCCGUCAGACUCGUCGGAACCCGCAGGAAACCCAACGGCGGAUGCCGGCCCCAGGUCACCACAUCCUCCUCCACGUCCAGCCCGCCCGGAACAUCAGAGGACAGGGGAGAGCGUCCAGGACCACCGGGGUCUCCAGCCACGAGACCCGAGGAGAGGCAGGAGGACUCCGACUCCUCUCUGGAGAUGGUCGUGCUCCCCCAGGCAGCUCCAGGUGAGGUGGUCACCAUUGACACCUCGGGUCCAGAGGAUGGAGACAUGGACAUCUGCCCCCGGCCACAGCCCGCUGUCUCACCCCCAGCCCCAGACACACUGAAGACGGAGCCCCAGAAGCUGGCCUGCAAUGAGGUGACCUCCACAAGCGAGAUGGAUGGUAGCUCUGUAGGCAAGAGUGAAGUCCAGCUUCCCCCGACAUCUGUCAAGCUGUCCAAGACUUCCUCAGAUCUGUCUCUGGACGGGUCGUCGGAGCCCGGGGGGGAGGAUCUGCCAUCUGAGGGGAUGUUUGAGGGUCACCAGGAGACUGUUAAUGCCAUGCAGGUCCACAUGGGUCUACUCUAUACCUGUUCUGGAGACCGCACUGUUAGAGCCUUCAGCCUGGUGAGCCGUGAGUGUGUGGCUGUGUUUGAGGGCCACAGCACCAAGGUCAACUGUUUGCUGGUUUCUUCUGGACCAGGUCUUCAACAACGACUUUACUCUGGCUCCAGUGACCAGACUGUCCGCUGCUACAACCUCAGGUCCAGGGAGUGUGUGGAUCAGUUCUCUCUCCCAGACCGGGUUCUUUGCCUCCACAACCGCUGGAAAGUUCUGUACGCUGGCCUAGCUAACGGCUCCGUGGUCACCUUCAGCAUCAAGACCAACAAGCAGCUGGAUGUGUUCGAGUGUCACGGGCCGCGGGCGGUGAGUUGCCUAGCGACAGCCCAGGAAGGAGCUCGCCGCAUCCUAUUGGUCGGGUCCUACGACAGCACCAUUAGCAUCCGGGAUGCCAAGAGUGGCCUGUUGCUACGGACUCUCGAGGGACACACCAAGACAGUACUAUGUAUGAAGGUAGUCAAUGACCUGGUCUUCAGUGGCUCCAGUGACCAGUCGGUCCAUGCACACAAUAUACACACUGGAGAGUUGGUGCGUAUCUAUAAAGGCCAUAGUCAUGCUGUCACAGUGGUAGCCAUCCUGGGGAAGGUGAUGGUCACUGCCUGUCUUGACAAACUGGUCCGCGUCUACGAGCUACAGUCACAUGAUCGUCUGCAGGUGUACGGUGGACACACAGACAUGGUGAUGUGUAUGGCAAUCCACAAGAAUAUGAUCUACACUGGUUGCUAUGACGGCAGUGUGCAGGCGGUCAAACUGAACCUGAUCCAGAACUAUCACUGUCGGUGGCAUGGCUGUUGUCUGAUCUUUGGAGUGUUGGAUCACCUUCAGCAGCACCUGCUCCAAGACCACGCCUCUCCCAACACACAGAACCUCAAGUGUCGAUGGAAGAACUGUGACGAGUAUUUCACCGCUCGCAACGGCUCCAAGCAGGGGGCUCCAAGGCACAUGCUGCAACAUGUUGAGGAGGAGUGGAGUGGACCAGCCCACCCCUGAGGGAGUCUGGAGUGGACCAGCCCACCCCGGAGGGAGUCUCACGCUCCUAACCCCCCUUAAUUCCCAUAUUGGGGUGACCCAGUCUAUAAGGUCACCUGGUUGAACCUAAAUGAUGAGCGUAUCAGUGAAACAGUGGGGUGAUUCAGCUUGGUGCCAGGUGACUACUAGCCUGAAAACAAGACCUGUUUGGUGCUAACGUUCCACUUCUUGCCAAUGUUAGGCAUUGACGAGGAGUAGCAAUGAGUGGAAUGAUAGCACAAAACCGACUGGUAUCCAGGCUAAGUUGACCAUCCAUACCAGAGAAUAAUGAUGAUGAAUCUGUGGUUUUGUUAUGAAAGGAGAGAUGUGUUCUAGUUCUAGAACCAACUAGAACACAUCUCUUCCUCUCCAUGGUUCUCUCAUGAAUAAAUGAACACUGCUUAAUGUCAGUUGCCUUGAACCACUGACCAAAUAAGACAAAGGAACACAGGACUGACUGACUGUUCACCAAGCAAAGAAACCAGGUCUGAAAAGAGUCAUUGUUAUGUUUUCUAUUCAAAUGGCUGCAAAUACAUUUUAAAAAUGAAUCCAACCCUCAGUUUUAUAAAGACAAAUGUUUUCCACUGUAUGUUUUGUUUUAGAGGGACGUCGGGAUGCUAGUGUCUUGGUGUGUUUGGAGGGACGUCGGGAUGCUAGUGUCUUGGUGUGUUUGGAGGGAAGUCGGGAUGCUAGUGUCUU